AUGGCAGUGAGUAGCGAGAAGAGCAAAGGGAGUGAGAAAGGAGCAGACGAGGAGAUUGGACCUCAGGUUGCAGGUAUAAAGGGCAGUGAACAGGCAGAAAAAUGUUUCUUAGCUUGUGACACUGGCAGUUCAAGAAUGGACAGAAAACAUGGGAAAUACAUUGUGAAUGUCGAACAUUCUGAAAACCAGCCGGUGACACAAAAUUUCUUCACCGACUGGUCUCUUUGGAAGAUCUUCCUGGCUUGUCUCUUAGCCUGUGCUAUAACAACAACAAUUGGAGUACUCAUAGAGUGCCUGGUGUAUAAUGGGAAGAAUAAUACCUCCAUUGUUAUUCAGCUUCCUCAAAACCACGGGACAACCUCAUCUACUAGUUCUGAAACUAUAGUUCCUACUGCGAUAACAGAUUCUGCCAGCACAUCCGAUUCAACUACCAUCACUAUGACCACUGCUAGCACUUCAAGAGAACCAACUAGUACAAAAACCAUUGCUUCUACUGACACUCUCAUAGCAACAGCCACCACUGCAACUUCUCCCACUUUUACUGAACUUAAAACGACGGCAGGAACAAGCAAUUCAACUAAACCGAAAACCACAAUGACUGCCAGCAAUGCUACUGAGGCAAACACAACAAAGACCACUCCUCCUGCUUCUGCUGAACCUGCAGCCACAGCAACAGUCACCGAUUCACUUCAACCCACUACCACAAAGAUUACCGGCACAACCACUGAGCCUACAACCACCACAGCCACCACUCCUGCCUCUACAGAACCUACAACCACCACAGUCACCAGCACUCUGUCUGUCAAACCCACAAUUACCACAGCGGCCACUGCCUCAUCUGAACUGACCACUACAGAAACUUCCAGCACUAACACUGAGGCUAGAAUCACCACAGCUGCCAUUAUAAUGUCUGCGGUACCUACAACCCCCGAGGCCACUGCUAUAACUUCUACUAAACCUACCACCUCCAAGGCUACCUCUACAACUUCUACUGAAACUGCUAUCACCAUGGCCACCACGACUUCUAGCAACCCUAUGACCACCACAGCUACCAUUACAACCUACUGAACCUACAACUACUAGAGCAGUUGCCACCUCAUCAGUACCAACUAUCACAACUUCCAGUGGUACCACUGAAGCCACAGCUGCCACAGCCACCACUGUAACUUCUGUGGAACCUGAAACCACCAUGGUCACACCUGCAACUUCUAUGGAACCUACAACUACAAUGGCCGCCAUUACAACCACUUCUGAGCCUACAAUCGCCCAGCCACCACUGUUGUCUCUGCUGAACCUAUAACCACCACAACAGCCACCGUGGCAUCUGAACCCACUACCACAAUAACUGUUAGCACUACCACUAAUGCCACCACCACCAUAGAUACCAUUAAAACUUCUCUUGAACCUACAACCACCAUGGCCGCCACUAUAUCUAAUGAACCUACAACCAACACAGCUAUCACUAUUGUCUCUACCAAACUUCACCACCACCACAGCAGGCACCACAGCGUAUGAACCAACCACCAUAGUAACUGCCAGCACUACACUGAAGCUACAACCACCACAGGUACCACUACAACUUCUACUGAACCUGUAACCACCAUGGCCACCAAUACUGACUCUGCCAAACCUACAAAAACCACUAUGGCCACCAUUUCCUCUGAACUGACUACACAAUAACUGCUAGCACUACCACCGAGGCCACAGCUAACACAGCCACUACAACUUCUACUGAACCUACAACUACCACGGCCAUGACUACAACUUCUACCAAAUUUACAACCCCUACAGCCACCACUGUUGUUUCUACUGAACUUAAAGCCACAACUGCAGCCACCACAGCAUCUGAACUGACCACCGCAGUAACUGCCAGCAAUACCACUGAGGCUACAACCGUCAAGGCCACUGCUACCACUUCUACCUAACCUACAACCACCACGGCCAACACUACAACAUUUACCAAACCUACAACCGCUAUGGCCACCACCACUGUUGUCUCUACUGAACCUAGAGCCACCACACCAGCCACCUCAGCAUCUGAACUGACUACCACAGUAAUUGCCAGUACUACCUCUGAGGCCACAACCACCAUAGACACCACUAUAACUUCUGCUGAACCUACAACCACUAUGGCCACCACCACAAUUUCCACCAAAGCCCACAGCCACUACUACUUCUACCCACAGCCACUAGUACUUCUACCAAACCUAUAACCACCAUGGCCACCGAUGUAACUUCUACUGAGCCUACAACCCCCAUGGCCACCACUAUAACUUCCUCCGAAGGUACAACCACCACAGCCCUCACCACAACCUCUACCGAACCCACAACUGCCAUAGCCACCACUAUGUCUCUACUGAACUUACUGCCACAACAUUAGCCACCACUUCAUUGGAACGGACCACCACAAUAACUGCCAGCACUACCACUGAGGCUACAACCACCACAAAUACCAGUAUAACUUCUGCUGAACCUGAAACCACGACAGCCACCACUAUAAUUUCUACCAAACUUACAACCGGCAGGGCCACCACUACCAUUUCUACUGAACCUACAACCACCAGCCACCACAGCCGUCAUUUCAUCUGAACUGGCUACCCCAACCAUUGCCAGCACUACCACUGAGGGUACAACCGCCACGGCCACCAGUACCACUUCUACUGAACCUAUAAUGACUGUGGGCGCCACUACAACUUCUACCGAACCUAUAAUCACCAUCGCACCCACAGUUGUGUCUAUUGAGCCUACAACCACCACGGCCACUACUAUAAUUUCUACCAAACCUACAAUCACCAUAGCCACCACUACAACCUCUAAUGAACCCACAACUGCCACAGCCACCACUAUUGCCUCUACCAAACUUAGCACCGUAACAGCAGUCACUGUAGCAUCUGAACUGACUACCACAGUAACUGCCAGCACUACCACUGAGGCUACAGCCACCACUGUAACUUCUACCAAAAUUACAACCACCACGGCCACCACUACCACUUCUGCAUUUACAACCACCACAGCCACCAAUCCUGCUUCUACUCAACCCACAACCACCACUAUGGCCACCACAUCAUCUGAACUGACUACCACGACGACUGCCAGCACUACCCCUGAGGCUACAACCACCAUGGUUGCCACUACAACUUCUACUGAGCCUGUGACCACCAUGGCCACUGUCAGUGCUUCUGCGAGACCUAUGACCCCCACAGCAGCCACCACUUAAUCUUAACCAGCUACUACAAUGUCUGCCAGCAUGACCACGGAAGCUAUAAUUAGAACAGCCACCACUGCUACUUCUAACGAACCUAUGACCACCACAGCCAUCGCUACACUUUAUACCACUCUCCUGAACCUACAACCCCAGGAACUGCCGCCACUUCCACUGAACUGCUUCUGCAGUGACUGCGAGUGGUACUACCACAGAGGCUGCAACCACAACAGCCAGUACUGCUGCCUCGACUGAACCUACAACCACAGCAAUAGCCACUGCUUUUACUGAACCCACUACCACAAUGAUUGCCGGUACCGCCACCGAGGCUAGAACCACAGUGGCCACCACUGUUGCUUGUAUCGAAUCUGUAACCACCACAGCAGUUGCCGCUUCAUCUUCUCAUAAGCACAACGGCAACACCUUUUAUUCAGCUGAACCCACCACCGUAAUUCCAAGCAUUGUCUUUCAACGGAACGUAUCACCACAACUGCUGUUAUCGUUUUGGUUGUGCCCACGGCCAUUUCUACCAGGACUGUAUUAACUGAAUCUAUGACUGUUAUAACUUUUACUGAAAAUUCUGCUAUCAGAUUACAGUACCAGUUCAGCUCUUUCCAAUCCACCUUGGCAGUCCCUCCCACCACCACUGAAGGUACAGCUACAUAAAUCAUCCAACAACUUUCAGUAAGAUCUGAAUCAUUCCUGUUUCAAAUGGACCUAUGAUGACCAUCAGUUUGACAGGAUUUCUAGGUACUCCUCCUGGCUUCUCGACUGAAUUUACCUCAUUUUCCAGAGCCACCUCCACUUCAAUGACUGAAUCUAGUCUGUUUUCUGACUCCACUAAAACAUCACCUUUGAUCUCCACUGCCACCACCUCAAGUAUAAAUAAAAUAACUACGCAUGCUACCAACUCAACGAACUUUCCCAUCACAACACCAUAGUAACUUUAGCUGAAUGUAUGAUCUAUGACCAACAUUACCUGCUAAUGGAAAAAAAGAACCAGGGUAAACAAGUUGAAGUUAUUGAGAGGAAGACUUUGACUCAACAUAGAGAAGAAUGAUGUCGCAGGAGAGUCAACCCAGAAAGGAAUAUUGAACCCUAGAAAAUGGCUGGACUCCCUGAUCACUGCAAGUGGCACACAGAGAGUGGGAUAUUUCCAGAGUCCAAAUGACCAUGAAGCCCACAGUUCAGCAUAUCAGUUUCCACCAUCAAGAGAGGUCACCGGUGUGGUUUGUACCAUUGUCACUGUUUCUUGCACCAACCCAGAAACCUUUGAAUACUUGAAAUUCCCCAAAAGGCAGUUCCAACAAGGACAGGUAAUGUUUGUGACAACACUGUUUGCUUUUCCAGUGUUGUGCCCAUGGCAGUGCCCUUGGUUCAGUAUAUGUAUACUAUGUGUAUGUAUAUACACAUGGACAUAUGCAAUGUUAUAAAGACAUAAUGAUAUUUAUAUGGAAUAGAGUAUGGCACGUGAACUAUGCCCAUUUCACAGUGGAGGUGCACAGUCAGCAUUCCAGGACUCAGGGCUCUGCUCUGUGGUGACCUGCCUCACGUUCGGACCCCAGUCCAGCCUCUAAGUCUGUCUGGAUGCCUUUCCUUCAGGACUCUGGACUCUGACUUCUUUUUUAACAAAUAGUUCAAGAUUGGAUCUAAAUAAAAUCUACAUAUUACUUGGAUUGUUACGUAUCUGUAUCUCUUUUAGCCUAAAACAUUUUCCCCCUUCUCUCUCUUUUAUUUUAUGUUAUUAUUAUUAU
Molecule: messenger RNA, 4956 nt
Organism: Panthera uncia (snow leopard)
Lineage: Eukaryota; Metazoa; Chordata; Mammalia; Carnivora; Felidae
Product: dynactin-associated protein-like
Biological process (GO): activation of protein kinase B activity
Cellular component (GO): Golgi apparatus; plasma membrane
Source: RefSeq, a predicted model, not a curated record